GUAUUUAUAGUUGACGUUACACUCAACGGUUGGACGAUAUAUCCACUUGAGGUGUUCAUGAUUGGAGAGGUUGAGAGGGGUAGCUUUUUUGAUAUGGAUGAGGCAUGGAUAUCUGCAUUGGCCAAAUCCAGUAGCGCAGUUAAGAUAUAUGAAAAAAACAUUGCGAAGUCUCAACGCUCAGUCGCACGAAUAGCAGACUUACUAGAGAAAAACUUUGUAUCACUUUCUCAUGACGUAAAUUGCACGAAAAAUGCUGAGAUUCCCAUGAAAAAAUGUUUAGGUGAAGGUUGUAGUGGUGUUUUAGAAGCUUUUCCCCCAACAACUAAGUUGACUUACAGCGGAUAUAGCAAAAAGUCAACCAAUGAGGAUUUACUGAACAUGAUAAUUAACAGCAUCAUCAGUAUCCGAGUUGAAGUUACGGAUAUACUUUGUAAAAAUAAGAAUCUCUCCUCAGGUGGUUCAUUGAAUAGUUUAGUAAAUGAAGCUGAAGAAAUUGAGACUCGGGCACUGACUCUAAUCACUUCUCCAUCUCCAAUGUUUGAUGAUUGUGAUGAUACAAUGGAUUAUCAAAUGGAAUUAAUCAUGAAACGCUUAGAAUCUCAAGCUAAAGAAUGUCUUGCAGCGUGUAAAAGUAUUGUUUCUACAGGUCUUUCAAAGUCAAAACAACAAAUACCUGUAUCAUCAAAAGUUGUAAUUCCAGAAAUACCAAUACCUGAAAAUAAAUUAGCAUUUCCAACGUUUCAUGAAGCCCGUGUACUUCUUGAGAAUUAUACAAAUAUCCUUUAUCCAUCAUUGUGGGAUUCAAAAUUCAAAACAGAUGCGUUGAGAAUUAAGCAAGAUAUAACUUGUGCAUGCGGUCAGAUCAGUGCAUAUGAUCCAGUUCAUAGUAUUGGCAGAUUAGAUUGCCUUUUAAAAGUUUUGAAUCGUACUACUCCUAAGUCGACUACUACUACGAAUAAUACUAACAGUAAUUCUGAAGAAAAAGAAUCUAAUCAAAGUAAAAAUAAUGACGAUCAUUGUGACAAUCAGUUAAUGAAUAAUUUCGCUUGGCAAUGCCUGUAUUCUUCAACAAUUUCACAAGCAGAGAAACAAUUCGCCUAUAAUAUUGAUACAGCUUUAGUGUAUGCAUCAUUACUCUCUGGGAUUUUUGCACUACACCCAGAUAAGUUGUAUGGAUUUUUCGGUCGAGUAUUCUUGGCUUGUCCAGCGUUGGGAUUAUUCUGUGAUUCAAGCGGAUUAUCUCUACUAGAUGAAAUGUUUACCAGUACAGAUAUUUUACACAACUGGCGUGGUAUAACUAGACUGUUCACUGCUCUUACACUAGCCCAUCCACCUCCACAUCUUAAAGUUACACGUCAUAAACUUUUAACGCCUAUAUUUUUAUGGAAAGUUAUCAGUGGUAUAGUAAAUCAUGAAUUUAUUCCAUGCGCAACUGCAGAAAUUCUACAUGGAAUAUUUGAAGUUGCAGGUGUUGUACUACUGAAACUUUAUGGUAAUCAAGCUAUACGUCUUGUUCAUAAAAUCAGAAUAAUUAUAAAUAACUCGAGUAUUUUACGUCAAUCAUUACCAGAGAUGCAAUUAAUGACACUGCUAGAGAAAUACAACAUUACUGACAGUAACCCUCCUGGUAAAAUUGGCUUCAUCGAGAAAAGUUUUUGGAUAUCCUGAUAACACUGGUGUUUGUAAAAUGUUCUGCUAGUUGUAUGAGUUUUUAAAAUUUAUUUAUGUAUUAUAAACCCAAGAUUUGUACAUAUUACUUAUUUUUUUUCUCGUAAAUAUAUGUUUACUAUUUCGUUCCA
This is a messenger RNA of Trichobilharzia szidati, 1799 nucleotides long. The record is from the annotation of a GenBank genome assembly. NCBI's taxonomy places the organism in Eukaryota, Metazoa, Platyhelminthes, Trematoda, Strigeidida, Schistosomatidae.